Messenger RNA from Sclerotinia trifoliorum, 2751 nucleotides. The record is from the annotation of a GenBank genome assembly. Lineage: Eukaryota; Fungi; Ascomycota; Leotiomycetes; Helotiales; Sclerotiniaceae.
UUAGAGCUUUGAACUUUUAGACUUUCAGACUUUCAGACUCCUCUGUCUAAUCUCUCCAUCAAACAUCAAGAUGUCUUCAUCAGACUUAACAACACCCUGCCCAGUCAGCCUCCCAAAAUUCUCUGUCACAACAUCCAGUGAUGGAGACACAGAAACCAAUUUCGCACAAACUAAAGAACCUUUCGACAUCGACUCGUAUUCCGAACCCGAAAAUUCCGAAGAUGAUAUCAAGAUAAACACUACUAAAAACAAUCCCUCACACCCAACCUCUAACGACUUUCAAAGCCAAAUCCAAAGCCAAAUCCAAAUCUCAGAACUAGCCGAGCCUCCCACAUCACCCCAUACUUUUUCUACCUCAAGCGAAUUCUCAGACCCAACAACAGAUGAUCUCAUCCAAUAUGCAUCUGACAUUUCUCUUUUCGCAGUAAAUCCUGAUAUCGAUUCACAUCACGAACAUUUCCUUACUAAAUCGAAUCAUGAAAUGCAAGAUUUGGCAAAAUUGAGAGAUGUGAUUACGAGGAAACCUGUUGGCUUUCGGCGUUUGAGAGAUAUGGAUGUAUCGACGAGUGGUGUUCAUGAUCAGGUAAGGGAUUUUGGGGCGGAAGUAGCACGUCCGAAUCGUGUUAUUGAUUUUAUGCGCUCGUUGUCGUUGUUGUCGGCUGAGAUACAGGUGCGAGAAUUUGUAACUCGGUUACGGUUGAAGGUGCCGUUUGCUAGAGUAUCUUUAGUAUCGAGAUCGCCUAGGAUGAAAAUGAGGGAUUUUGAGGCACAGCCACCGAGGGGUACCGUGAGAGCUAGAGGUUCUUUGGCGGGUAUUAGUCGCAAGAUUGAAGAUUUUCCGGAGUGUGUUAUUCGUCCUGUGGUUGAGCAGGAUGAAUUUGAACCUAUUGGUAGAUAUGGACCAGUUCAAAGAGCUAGGACAGAUGAUGCAUUCCAAUCAAGUGCGCUACCCCAACAUCGCAAUGAUGCAUCUGUAGUGCCUGCUCUAUCAUCGAAUACCGUAGACCCUAGAUCUCCGUUAGCGGGAACGAGUCUGCGUGUUGGGGGUUUACUCGCAUGGGUUCUUAAUCCUGCCGCUGAGCAAGAUGAAUUUAAACUAUUCGGUGGAUUCCAGCAAGUCGAAAUAUUUCAAUCAGUUGAUGAAUACCAAAACGUCAAUGCAUCCCAACCACAAUCACUCACAACCCCACAAAAACACACCCAAGCAACCCCUCUAGGAACUAUCUCAAACAAAUCACAAAUCACCAAAUCCAGCCCACUAAACCUCCUAAACCACGCCCUAUACCAAAACUACCCCAACAUAAUCAACGGCGAAAAACCAGAAUGGAAAAUUAGUUCCUCAGCCGCUGAAGAACUAUUCCCGGCCUCGUCCGAUGAAGAAUCAUCGCUCAUGGAAGAAGAACAAAACAAUACACUAGAACCACCACCUGCUCCGGUUCUAGGAAAUCUAAGUACCCCUGAUUUAUCAGUGAUGGAUUUGAAUUUAGAUUUAGAUUUAGAUUUGCAGGAUGAUGUGAGAUCGGUUUUUCGGGUUUCUUCUAGACGUGCUAAAAAGUCAGGGAGUUCAUUAAAAUAUUCGAGAGGGGAGGAAAUGAAUGAGCAAUCUAUCAUUGCAAUUAGUACCGGUGAGGUGUCUGAAAAUUCAACGAGUUUGACUAUCCAGAGUGUCGUCGCACUACCAAGUCCUUUGACUUUAAGCGAGCGAUUAAGCUUAGAACCGCGGAUUUUUCGCUUGCUUUCACAUUCUCUACAUGCAUCUCCAUACCAUCCCGCAGAAAUUGCGCAACGUAUCGAUACUAACUCUAAUUGCCAUCUUGAUGUCUGGCCCACUAUAGCCCUCGCCCUCGGCAUCCCUAUCCUCCCUUCUCAUCUGCUUACACCGUCUUCGCUGCAAGCCCUAGGAACAAUUUCCAAAUUGGUAGAAUUAGAAGAGGGAUAUUUAUCUGAUGAAUUACAUCAAUGGGCAUUGGGACAACACCAGAUUUUCCUCUGGAUAAAUUCUGGUGCGCUAGAGGAUGGGAUUGAUGGGAUUUUUGAGGAGCCUCGGAUAGGUUCGCAGGGACAGGGAUUCGAUGAGGAUUGCGAUGGAGCAGAUAGUGAGGAUAGUAUACUUUGGGAUUAUGAGGAUGUAGAAGCGUUUGCUAGGAGUGAGAUAGUGCGUUUUAGACGGGGGUUGGAAUGGAUUCAGGAUGUGGAUGUGGAUGUGGAUGUGCAUUUGGAUGUGGAGGGUGAGGAAGGCACUGUGUGUACGUUACCGGAUGAAGUGUAUAAUUUUUGUGGGGAUGAGGAGAUUAUACAUCGGAGUGUUAGUGAGCCGGUUGAGGAAUCAGAAGGAUGCUCGGCUGUUUUGAAGGAGUAUUAUGAGAUGAAAAGAAAUGCGGGCGGAGAGUCUAACCUAUCUUUGUCGUCAAGUCAGAGUCUGAUACACAGAAUUAGGAAGUCAGUGGUAUUAUGGGCUUCAGCGAAUUAUUGGUGAUGGAUAAGAAUUAUCAAAGGGUCCUUUUGAAAGUUGGUCCUCGCUUCUUUAGAGCUAAUGGUAUCUGCAGAACAUGCAUGCGUAUACAGAUGCUGUGAUUUCGGUUGAUAAAAUACUCGGUGACAUUGCUGGAAGAGAAUCUGGGAGAGGAUAUUCAGACUUGAUGAGUGAAGUUUCCUACUGUGUCUGUGGAUCAACCGAUUGGUGGUAAGAAUUUCAUGGGAGGUGGUGCAGGGCUUGAUGAUUCGAAUGAACCCGGUGGAGGUGGUGGUAAG